Nerophis ophidion (straightnose pipefish) is the source of this 2697-nucleotide messenger RNA. RefSeq names its product homeodomain-interacting protein kinase 2-like. NCBI's taxonomy places the organism in Eukaryota, Metazoa, Chordata, Actinopteri, Syngnathiformes, Syngnathidae. The coding region runs from base 32 to 1372 and encodes 446 amino acids. The record is from RefSeq and is a predicted model, not a curated record. The transcript has 5 exons.
GCACCCUCAUGGCGGCCAUUACAAUUCCAUCAUGCAGCAGCCAGCCUUGUUGGCGGGCCAUGUCGCGCUCCCAUCCAACCAGACGCUCAAUGUUGGCGUUGCUCAUGUCAUGAGGCAACCCUCCUCCAACAAUAACUCAUCUUCCAAAAAGAACAAACAGCACCAGCAUUCUGGCAGGAACACUUCAGCCUACGAAGUGUCGUCUUCUCAGGCGGUGCUGUCGCCGCAGCGCUCCAAGCGGGUGAAGGAGAACACGCCCCCACGUUGCGCCGUGCUUCAAAGCAGCUCCGCCUCCGUCUGCCCCCCCUCGCUGGGCUGCGGGUGGGGCGGCGCUAUGGAGGCAGAGCAGGCGUCCAGCACGAGGCGUGACAACAUGAACCAACAGCACGUGCCCAGACAGACCAUCAUCAUCCCGGACACGCCCAGCCCCGCCGUCAGCAUCAUCACCAUCAGCAGCGACACCGACGAGGAGGACGACCGUAAACAAAACCAUGGCUCCUUCUCUAAGCAGAGGAAGAAUGUUAUCAGCUGUGUGACCGUCCAUGACUCACCUGACAACGACUGUUCCAUCAACAACAGCCCUUACACCGUGGAGUCCAGAACAACCACCACCACCAACAACAACAACAACAACAGCAGCUACGACACAAAGACCUUCAUACUGGACAAUUACAACAACGGCAACCCGCGCACCAUCAUCGUCCCCCCACUCAAAACCCAGACCAGCGAGGUUGUGAAUGAGUGUGAACGCUUGAUGCCAGAUGCAAUGAAUCAUCAGAAUUCCACAUAUAAGUUCAAAUCCUCCAAUGGAGUGGUCUCUGGCAAUAAUCACGUCCAUGGAGGGGUGACUGCAUCGUACCGACAGCAGCGCUCAGGGCCACACCUCCUUCAACAACAGCCUCUUAAUCUCAGCCAGGCCCAGCAGCACAUGGUAGCAGACCGAAACGGAGGUCACCGCCGCCAGCAGGCCUACAUCACCCCCACCAUCGCUGCUCAGGCCCCAUACUCCUUCCAUCACAACAGCCCCUCCCACGCCGGCAACGUGCACCCGCACCUGGCGGCCACGCACAUCCCCAGCCAGCCGCACCUCUACACCUACACGGCGCCCGCCGCUCUGGGCUCCACGGGCACGGUGGCUCACCUGGUGGCGUCGCAGGGCUCGGCCCGCCACACCGUCCAGCACGGGAGCUACCCGCCGAGCAUCGUUCACCAGGUUCCGGUCAGCAUGAGCCACCGCGUGCUGCCCUCACCCACCCUGCACCACAGCCAGUACCAGGCCCAGUUUGCCCACCAGGCCUACAUCAGCGCCUCGCCUGCCUACACUGGAUACCCAUUGAGCCCCGCCAAGGUGAACCAGUACCCUUACCUCUAGAGAAGACACUGGAUAGGCUCCUUAGCCCCGUCUUCAUCCCCCUCCACCUCACUUCAGAACCCAGACGGAGGACCUCGCAAUCCUCACGAAGCGGUCCCUCACAACUUGGAAGACAAGAGAAAGAAAAAGUCGGACGAGAGGUUGCGUUUCUUUCCAUUGUUUUUCUCUGCAAAGGGCCAGUUUAGAUUAUUUUCGAGGAAAGUCUCACUAGUUUUACAGGGAAGUUUUGGCGACGGGAUGCAUUUUGGGGGAAAGGGGGGCCUGCUGGAGAGGGGGGUCACUGACUGGAAGUUUGGAAUCCCAAGAUAAAUUGGGUGAAGGUGAAAUACGGAAACCUGCUGCUCUUCAAAGAUUUAAAAAAAAAAUAUCGAUGGCCUUGAACUGUCUUAAUGUUUCCACACUUGGUGUCGGGAGAAAAGCGGGGCGACUCCCCUCCACUCCAACUCUUUAAGCCAAGGAGGCUUUCUGGAAAUAUAACCAACAAAAGACAAGAAACUUUUGUAAUGUAUUUAUAGAUAUUUUUGGUUUCUCAAUACUUUAGUUUUAGCGAUAGGUGUCUUAGCCCGGCCCCCGUUCAUAGAAUGUAGCAGUCUACACCAACAUCUUUUUCUCCUGAUACCAAUACUUUGACUUGUUCCUAUUUUUACCGUGAUUGCACAACGUGGUUAUAAUAACAUAGGCAUGUACAAUGUGUGUGUGUGUGUGUGUGUGUGUAGUCCACCUCUUUUAGGUUCCGUUCCCUCGUAGUGCCUUACAGAAGUAACAACACCGUUUACUCACAAAUCCACACGACACAAUGGAGACACACGUAGGUCUUGUCCCUGCUUUGACUUCUUUCCAGGUGUAGCCUCUGCUUCUUGCUCGGUUUCAAAGACUCUAGAUGACUUAUGUCUUUUUCAUUGUGGUGUGCAUGAGGUAACUUGCUUGGGUGUACUUACCAAAGUCUUUGAAAAAAUCCUUAUGGAGAUGCCGUGAAUGCAAAGGUGAAAUGACGUAGCGUAGCCGUGACGGCCUGUUCUUUAAAAUAAUUUUAUAGUUUGUACAAUACAAAAAUGGCUCCUAAAAUGAACUGAUAAUAGUCAUUUUUGCAUACAGUAGAACCCUGGCUAGUCGCAAAUUAAUAUUUUUGAUGCCACGCAAGCUCGCUCCUUCCCCUCCAAACCCUCCUGCUAAAUUAAUUUAACAUUAUCCUCCCAUCAACAGUUGUUGUACUGUAGUUCGAUCAAACUUUUCGAUGAAUUAUAUUUAUAAAGCUCUUUUUUUCUAGAGACUCAAAGCGCUUUUCAUAGUGAAACCCAUUAUCGACAUCUAUAAGCUGUAUUCAA